AGGGAUGAGGGUGACGAGCGGUGAGUGUUAGAGCCAGACCCCGAGCUGCCUGAAGGGUGUGGACUCAUUCUGAGGCUCCAGGGACGUCAUUGCCAUAUGUUCCCUUUGGAAGGUCCCACUGGAUGACAUGGAGGUGGAUAAGGAGUGGUUGGAAUGGGAGCCAGAGGUGAGGGACAAGGACUUCUGUGACCCAAGUCAGGAGAAAGGGACAUGGGACGAAGGUGGCAUUGAAGGUACUUGGUAACUGGAUGCAGGGGUCAGGGAGGAGGAGGAGUGAAGGAUGACUCCAACCUCUGAUUGAGCAACCUGGGCUGAGGAACGCCCAAAGGAAGGAGAACAGCGGGAGAACAGGGGACAAAGAACCGGCUUCAUUCCUGGGGGAUGGAACAGAAUGUGGGGGGGGCCGUUCUGCAUCCCCGGGAAGGGAGUGCGAAUGGGGAGAAAAGAGCAACCCACAGGGGGACGAGUGUGGGAAGUGGGAAUAGAGAAAGGAACUUCUGGCUGAGGGGUGUUGGGUAAGUCCCUUAACCUCUCCUGUGCCAGUGCCAACACCUGUGACUUGGGAGAUCAUUGUACCUUGUGAGACUGAGGUGCUGAUGGACGCAUGUUAUGGAAUUUUCCCACCGGUAGCUGUGUGGUCACCACAACGUCUGAUGCUUGGCCCAGCUGCCCAUUGUGUAGCCCUAAGAACACUUCAUUUUGUGUCUCACGGUGAAUGACUGAGGAGUGUCCAGGGGUUGGAGAGAGACUCUGAGGAGGAGGCUGCCCAAUGAAGCUGUGGACAACUGCUGUAAAAUAUAAUUCGGACCAAGACCCCAUACCUGGAGACAUGAUUGAAAUUGAUCGAUAUUUCUAUAAGCAUUGGGCCAUCUACGUGGGAGAUGGUUGUGUGGUCCAUGUGACCACUACAGGAUCUGGCUCUUUCAGCAACAAUAACCAUACAGUGGCCAAGGUGAAAUGUGAACCUUUGAAGGAUGUGGUGAGGAACAACGAUUACACAGUUAACAACUACUUGGACAACAAGUAUAGACCACGGCCAAUAGAUGAAAUUGUAAAUUCGGCAAAGCAGAAAAUUGGUGAAAACUGGCAUUACAACGUUUUAAUGUCAAACUGUGAGCACUUUGCUACUACAGUGAGAUAUGGCUGCUCACACAGCAAACAGGGCGCAAAUGCAAUGCGAACUAUGACAUUUUCUGUGGCCGUCCCAAUUGUCCUUUUAAUCUGAUGAUAAUAGUCACCAAAAGUAACAACAGCUUGAAGAAGCCAAUAAAAAUUCUGAAGUUAGAGGCUGCUUUGCGGGCCAGCUGUUCCUCUCUGUGCCUGAUUCCCUCUCUCACUGGCCUUUGGAAGGACCAACUGUAACAAGACUGUGAGCUUCUUGAAGAAUCAAAUGAAUGAAUCCAGUGACCCCUCUCUUCCCUAUUUCCACUGCUUGAUGGUAGACUCCAGAAUCUUUGGAAAGGAAGCAACUACAAGUAAUUGUAUAAUGCUAUAAAGAGCUCCUAAAGUUCGA
Molecule: messenger RNA, 1513 nt
Organism: Hipposideros armiger (great roundleaf bat)
Lineage: Eukaryota; Metazoa; Chordata; Mammalia; Chiroptera; Hipposideridae
Product: retinoic acid receptor responder protein 3-like
Exons: 4
Coding region: 770-1225 (151 amino acids)
Biological process (GO): N-acylphosphatidylethanolamine metabolic process
Cellular component (GO): cytoplasm
Molecular function (GO): glycerophospholipid phospholipase A1 activity; A2-type glycerophospholipase activity
Source: RefSeq, a predicted model, not a curated record